Molecule: messenger RNA, 603 nt
Organism: Mycetomoellerius zeteki
Lineage: Eukaryota; Metazoa; Arthropoda; Insecta; Hymenoptera; Formicidae
Exons: 1
Coding region: 1-603 (200 amino acids)
Source: RefSeq, a predicted model, not a curated record
AUGAACUUCAUAACACAAGAACAUGCCAAUCGCUUGCAGCUUAAAGAACGAUCACUUGAGAUCUCCGUAGCGGGAAUCAUGGAAGGAACAGUUCAAGCAAAUAAGUUUGUUAAUGUAUGCGUCAAAUCGCGAUUCAAUAAUUUUAGCGACAACAUAGAUUGUGUAAUAUUACCUAGGAUAACCCAAAACUUACCUCAGAACUUUAUACCCAUGCAAAAUGUGUUUAUUCCAAAUAAUAUAAAAUUAGCAGAUCCUAAUUUCAAUGUACCCUCAAGCAUUGAUAUGCUGAUAGAUGCAGAACUAUUUUGGCGAAUCAUGUGCGCGGGUCAGAUCAGACAAUCUAAUAAUGUACCAAUUCUACAAAAAACACAUUUUGGAUGGAUUAUUUCAGGCGUUACGACAAAUUUCACAGCUAAACCAACUCCUCAGGUUAGUUUUCAUUCAACGGCAAUAGAUGACCUAAGUAAUAUACUAAAUCGAUUUUGGGAAGUUGAGCACAACAUAGCACAACAACAAUUUCCAAGUGAACAACAAGCCUGCGAAAAGUUGUUUCUAGAAGGCGUAAGGCGAAACGAGGACGUUUCGUCGUCACACUCCCAAUAA